This is a messenger RNA of Ictalurus punctatus (channel catfish), 1610 nucleotides long. RefSeq names its product XendoU domain-containing protein. The transcript is spliced from 7 exons. Bases 95 to 964 code for a protein of 289 amino acids. The record is from RefSeq and is a predicted model, not a curated record. Gene Ontology annotation, molecular function: RNA endonuclease activity. Lineage: Eukaryota; Metazoa; Chordata; Actinopteri; Siluriformes; Ictaluridae.
ACACUUAAUAAAAAUUGAUGGACAGCUCCACUAACUUCCUGCAUCAACUGAGUGAAUAAAUGCAGUGAGGCGAAAAGCACGCAUCUGUCUAAUAAUGGCUAAACGUCCUGCUGUAGAUCAGGAGCUUUCAGCGAUCCUGAAUGAGUUGUGGAAGCUGGACGUGAAUCGCGUGAAGCCGGGAAAAGACUACACCAUCAAUCUACAGGGGAAGGCUGAUUAUGUGGCCCAGGGCAGUAACAGUGCUAGAGACAAAGCCAAUGUUCCACUGUUCACGUACGUCAAUGAGGAUAAACUUAAAAGCAUUGCCACAUAUGCAAGUUUUAUAAACCUCUUGGACAACUAUGAGAUGUCCACAGGUGUGGCAGAGAAAGUGACUAGUGAGGAGCUGGAGGAGAAUAACAUCUUCCUCAAUGCCAUCCUACAGACCCAGGUCAUGAAGCGUGCACAUGGGUAUUUAGUCAGUAAAGGGCAAGCAUCCUCUGAUGUUGCUCAGUUUAAAAAGCUGCUCUUUGACAUCUGGUUCAAACUCUAUCACAGAGACAGAAGUGGAGGUGAAGACUCGUGUGGAUUUGAACAUGUGUUUGUUGGUGAGACCAAGUAUGGGAAAGAGAUCAUGGGCCUUCAUAACUGGGUUCAGUUUUACCUGCAGGAGAAGCUGAACUUUAUAGACUACAAGGGCUACAAAGCCAGAGAUAAAGACAUGCCAGAUGCGAACGAUCACGUCAUUAACCUGCAGUUCAGCUGGAAAGGCCUGGUGAAACCACUGGGCAGCUCCUUCAUUGGCGUCAGCCCCGAGUUUGAGGUGGCACUCUUCACCAUCAUCUUCCUCACCAGCAAUGAGCGUGUUACCAACGCCAUUGUCAAAGUAGACGAGUACUUGCUGGAGAUUGUGGUUUGUCGACAUGGACGUGCUAUUGGAACGUCCUAUCCCAAACUGCUCAGCAGCAACAACAGGGAUCUGUAGUUUCUCUACUGAUCAGGCUGUAAGGAUUUUAGUUUCUUCCAUAUGGCCUUAUAAUCCACAGCAUUAUUAGUAGUAGUAGUUGUAAUAGGUCCUAUAUUCAUUACACUUGGAAUUGUUUACAUGAUAAACUGUAAUUUCCAUUAUUGUAGUGCUGUUUUUACAAGGUCUAACCCUAAGUGCCUUCACAGAUUUAGUUGCAUCUGAAGAACUAAAACUUAUUUGAACAUGUUAUAGGUAUGCACUAUAUAUUAUACUGCUUUGGAUGUAAGUUCCAGGAUAAAUGAUUAAAAACAUUUUUAAAAAAAAAAUUUUAAAUACUAAAUAAACAAGCACAAAAAUGACACACAAACCUUCAAUGUGUCAAUGACAUCCAACGUUUACACGAUUGGGUAAUUAGGUUUAAAUUAGUCUUGUUUGUUGCAGACGGUGAUAAAGAUAUAAAGUUAUAGUCAUGAAUAUUUGUUAAUGGUCUAUUAGAAUUGAUAGAGUACUGUUUAGUACUACUUAACAACCUGAGAAUAUCUUCAGGUCCAAAAAUAUUCGUUGCUGUUGGAUCAGUGUGUAAUUUCGAAGGAAAACAAAUGUCUGUUUUCAGAAUACCCAUCUGUGUUUUGAAAGAAAAUAAACUGAAUUUGUGUCAUUUAAA